Molecule: messenger RNA, 3514 nt
Organism: Gigantopelta aegis
Lineage: Eukaryota; Metazoa; Mollusca; Gastropoda; Neomphalida; Peltospiridae
Exons: 4
Coding region: 141-1004 (287 amino acids)
Biological process (GO): regulation of transcription by RNA polymerase II
Cellular component (GO): nucleus
Molecular function (GO): RNA polymerase II cis-regulatory region sequence-specific DNA binding; DNA-binding transcription factor activity, RNA polymerase II-specific
Source: RefSeq, a predicted model, not a curated record
GAGGCAUAAAACUUCGGUUAGCUCAAAUACAAGGUAGUUAGCGGGAUCCUCCAGUUUUAAAAACUGCAUGGAACGAAUGCAGUAAAUAUUACACAAAAUUAAAACAAUUUUGAUAUCCCGACAAGAAUUUCAACAGGAAGAUGGACUCCAUCGUCAAGGCUGAGCUGAGGGCGAGGAUUCAGCUACAACGACUGUUGUCUGGUCAGGAGGAGCUAACUGUUGAGUAUCCUCCCAGUCCAACGUAUGAGUUGACUUCGGAGGAACGGGUGAAAAUUGACAAACGCAGACGGAAUAACCGCAUUUCUGCCACAAAGUGCAGACAGAAGAAAAGACAACUGGAGAAUCGCCUGAUGAAGAAAUAUAAUCAACUGUGUAUCGAAAAUUCUGCACUGGAAAAAGAAAGCAAAAAUCUUCUAAUACAAGUAAAGGCCUUGAGACAUACACUUAACACACACGUAUGUUAUUUGCAAGCAAUCAGACGCGAUGCCCUAGGGACUGGACGUCACUUACAACCAAUCAGACGCGACGUUAUUGGAUCAGGAGGUCAUUUACAACCAAUCACACGCGACGUUCUUGGAGCUGGACGUCAUGGCGUGGAACGGAAUGUCGAAACACAGGACAAGCUUUUAAACAACCAACACAUCCGAGACGCAGACAUAUUGGAAAACCAAAACAACUGCUGCUCAUCGCGACAGCCAUUAUGUGAAAAGCACCAGCCGGACAUGAAGUGGCAUCAUUUCUCCAGCAGCCACAGGGAUCUUCGACAAGAGCUGGAUCAUGAACAGGAUCAACGCGAUGAAGAGGACGAACAAUUAGAGCGUCAAGACCUAGAACAGGGACAGAAUCUGGAGCUGCUAAAGUGUAGCACAGCGAGUCCUGACAGUGUGUCCAUGGACCAUAGCUAUGUUAGUAUUACCGUUGAUGACAUUUUGAACGAUAUUUCCAGUUUUGACUUCUGCCAAGUAUUUUGUUGUGAAUUAGAUGGCAGUACAGGAAACGAAUAAACCAAUGUACAGAUAGACAUAGAACAUAUCGGUGUAAAAUUCACCAAGCAUUACGGAAUAAUGAUUUAAUGACACAUAUAAUGACAUUUAAUACAUUAUUUAUUCGUAAACAAAAAUAGACAUGUAGUCGGACGUUAUUCUCUGUGUUUUCUAUAUCUGUCUCUCUCUCCCUUUGCCUCGAUCUAUCAAUUGUGCAUGUGCCCGAAAACAACAAUACCUAUAUAUAUAUUUAUACUAUAUCCAUACUGUUUUAAUAUCCUAUUGUAUUUAAUGACAUGUGAUCGAAGGUCACAAACGUUACCGAAGGGAUUCCUCAGAUUCUUCAACGUAAAAAAUAAAAUAAUAAUAUAACUGUCGCAAAAUUCAGGGUGGGUGGGUGCCCCAUCCCCUUAGAUCCGCCACUGCCAAGCACGCCAAACAAAUACAUGGUAAAAUAUUUCCAUCCCACAGUGUUGCCAUUCCAUACGCCUUGGACCGAAACGUCAUCGAAUUUAUUCACUAAUGGCUGGUGGCAUGAAUGAUACUAACAUACUCAGCCUUUUAGAUGCUAUUAGUUACGCAGUUUUUUGACAGGCGUUGUUGGUUUUUGUUUUAAUUUUUAAUCCAUCUACGUUGUUUUCCAUUCUUCUUGUUUUUCUUUGCCCUCUAUGGGAUUACACAGACAAACUAUGAUAUGCUAUUAAAAUAAUGCUAAACGUUGGAAACUCCUGUCAAAAAACCGCAUAACGAAUUUAUUACCUUUCAGAUCUUUGUUUUAUAUUUUAAACUAAAAUUACACUAACAGUCGAAAUUUUAAAUAAAGUACACACACAUUUUAAGUUUGAGUUUAAUAACAUAACAUAACCUUAAAUUUCUCAAAAUAUUUUGGAUUUUUUUUUGUUAACAAAUAACUACAAGGUAUUACUGCAUUUUUGUUAGCUGUUUGGGUAUUAAGAGUGUCAACAAAGAUUCCGGGUGGUUUUACCCUGAAAUCAUUUCGAACACUGUUUCGCAAAGGGAGACAACUCUUAGCGCCUUAUUAUCUUGCGUGUUUUAAAUGUUUAUGAUUAUGUUGUAAUCGUAUCGGGAAAACAAAAUUGAACACCCGCAGCCGAACAAAAAUAUUUGUCGUGUUGUACUAACUUGUAGAAGCUGUAAAAAAGCAUGUCGAGUUAUUACUUAAAAUAUGUUCGUGAUAAUUGGUCCACGUUCUAACACGGUAACUGAUUACCUACACAAUUCUAUAUUCUAGCGUCGGCUUUUAAUACGCGAAAAACUACAAUUUUGUUCAAACGUGCUCAAGAAAUCUUCAAAUAGACAGUAAAAAUAAAAUUGACCGAAUUGUGGUAUUCCCAUUCAUAAUGAAUUCAAGACUUUUAACAAAUUUAAUCAGCGAGUCGUGUUGGAGAAAAUUUCGUCGGUCUCAUCCGACAUUUCGUACACCCCGGCAAAUUUUCUAUUUUUCCGCAAAUGACACGAUGUAUUUGUGGUAUGCAUUGGCUAUUGACCAAUCAAAACGCAUGAAAUUUAUCUAAAAGGUAAUAAAUGCCUGUAUAUACGUUAUAGUGAGAUGAGUAUACUGUAUGCAGAGGGUGGGUUUCGGGCUCGACCCCCUGCUCAAACACAUUUUCUCUUCUCUUUUUUUUUGCAGUUAAUUUACCUGAGAUAUGUCUCGACCUCCCUAUAAAUUUCACUCAGCACAGUCUAGCCCCCCCCCCCCCCCCCCACCUUGCUAAAAUUCCUGGACACGCGCCUGAUAAGUAUAUAUAAUAAUAAUUAUUAUUAUACUGGACCCAAUGUAUAUACAGUUUGCAAAUAAAGCAGUUAUUGUAAUUUAUUAAAUGCGACGUUGUGUUUAGUGAAUACACAAAUAAUUCAGUGAAACGAGACCACAGUCCGAAAUAUGGCCGGACGUAGCUCAAUGGUAAAGCGCUCGCCUGACAAUUUUUAACAAACGGAUCGUAAGUUUGUUGUACCGGUACAAGGUUUAAGUCUUGAGUCUACAGGCCUUAAUAAUCUUGAUGGAUAAAACACGACAUCGUCGGUAUAAAUAGUUAAUUGCUGCACAUACAUCGCUGCCACUCACUUUCAUCAGCAAGGGUGCAUAAUUGUAUGUCCUGAAGUUUUGAUAGAGAUAUGCCUAACAGACAAACAGACAUAGACAGACUGACAGACGGCUGACGGACGGAUCGGUUCACGGGCUAAGGACAUUAAUUUUAGGCAAACAGACUAAAAUGAAUGAAUGGAUGUUGAACAACACCCCAGCACAAAAGAGAAAUGCAAAGUAAAAACAAAUAACUAGAUAAAGAGAGAGAUGAAUAGAAGAAAUAGUUAAGCAAAGUCUGCAUAAUGGCCCUUUGAUACUCGGAACCUAUCUGUAUAAAGGCCCUUUGAUACUCGGAACCUGUUAGAAGAAGUUUGUUUUCUUUAACUACACCCCUAAAGCACAUUGAUUUAUUGAUAUAUUAAUCAUCGGCUAUUGGAUGUCAAACAUAUGGUUAUUUUGACAGUCAUAGAGAGGAAACCCGCUA